Molecule: messenger RNA, 1151 nt
Organism: Coffea arabica (coffee)
Lineage: Eukaryota; Viridiplantae; Streptophyta; Magnoliopsida; Gentianales; Rubiaceae
Product: probable F-box protein At1g65740
Molecular function (GO): protein binding
Source: RefSeq, a predicted model, not a curated record
UCCCCUUUUUCUUUUCUUUUCUUUUCUUUCUUUCUUCCUUCUCUUCAACCGAAGCAGUUUACGAAAUCCUGAAGCAGUUAGCCAUGGAGAAAACAUCGAAUUGGGGAUCCCUCACAGACCUCCUCCUGGAUUCAAUUCUUAAGAAGUUGGUUUCCCUCAUCGAUUACGUCCGCUUCAGUGCCGUCUGCAAGCAUUGGUGCGCCGUAGCAGCAGAUCCAAACAUGGAAAAGUUACAUAUUGAAACUUCUGCAAAUAAUCAACUCCCCCUCCUGAUGAUUCCAACAAUAAAGGGUAGUGGCAAAACCCGUACCUUGUACAACUUAAGUCAUGGCAAAGCCAAUUACGACGUGGAAUUAUCAGUGCCCCUCCACAGAAGAUGUUGUGGUUCUUCCCGUGGAUGGUUAGCGUUUGCCAUGGAUGAUCUUUCCAUCACUCUUUUCAAUCCUUUCACCGGUGCACGAAUUGAUCUACCUCGUCUCGUCCUAAAAACCCCUGAUUACGAUGCUGAGUAUUUUGUAAAAAAGGUGGUUUUGUUAGCCAAUCCAAUUACAAAUCCAGAAUAUGAGGUAGCUGUCAUAUAUGGUGAUAUGCACCAAUUAGCAUUCAUCAAAGCUGGUUAUGAGAAGUCUUGGAGUUUUAUUGAACUUGAUUAUUGGAAAAUCACAAUAGAAGAUUUCGUUGCCUCAAAAGAAUUUGUUGUCUCAGAUGUUAUAUAUCAUAAGGGAAUUAUCCGUUGCGUGAACUAUCAUAACAGAAUUAGCAAUGAUACUCAGGGAAAGGAAUAUUCAAGGCUGAAAAGGGUGAAGAACUUAGGUGGUGAUGCCUUGUUCUUGGGUGACAAUCAUUCCAUGUCCGUUUUAGCUUCUGAAUUCCCAGGAUGUCGGCCAAACUUGAUAUACUUCACCGAUGACUAUAUUGAAAACUUUUACCGCUACGGGCCUCGAGACAUGGCGAUCUUUAACUUGAAGGAUGAAAGCAUCGAAAGCCAUUAUGUGCCGAAUCUUAUGGACAAAAUAAUGCCACCACCGGUAUGGAUCACACCCACGCCAGCAAUUUCCAAUUCCGCUGAAGAAACUUGGUCAGAGUACGGGGAAAAGGAAACAGAGAAGAAAGGAAAUAAAGAAGAAACUCUUGAAUGCCAAAUUGCUUGA